CCCCCGCUGAUUGCGUUAAAAGUUCGGCGGGGCCAUUUUGGGGGCAGUAAGACCCAGCGCGGGGCCCGAGACACGCGAGGUAGCGCAGCGCACCGACCCGCCCACCCGGCACCAUGAGCGAGGCGGCCGAGACCAGCACCGCCAGCCCGGCGCCGCCCGCCCCGACCACCACUACCGCCGCUGCCCCGGCCGCAGCCCCCGCGCCGCCGCCCGCCGCCGCGGACGCCAAGCCCAAGAGCCCCGUCAGCACCGCCGCGCCGGGCGGAGCGAGUGUAGAGCCGGCCCCCGGCGCCGCCGCUGCCGUCACCACCGCGGAGACGGAGAAGAAAGUGCUCGCUACUAAAGUUCUUGGCACUGUCAAGUGGUUCAAUGUCAGAAAUGGAUAUGGCUUUAUUAACAGAAAUGAUACCAAAGAAGAUGUGUUUGUUCAUCAGACGGCGAUAAAGAAGAACAACCCACGGAAAUAUCUGCGCAGUGUUGGUGAUGGAGAAACUGUAGAAUUUGAUGUGGUUGAAGGAGAGAAGGGUGCAGAAGCAGCUAAUGUCACUGGUCCAGAUGGAGUCCCUGUAGAAGGCAGCCGCUAUGCUGCAGACCGGCGCCGCUAUCGACGUGGCUAUUAUGGCCAACGCCGUGGACCACCUCGUAGUGGUGGUGAAGGAGAACUCAAGGAUGGGGUCACAGAAGGACAACUUCAUCAACAAGUCCAUAGGAAUCCUACCUAUCGCCCACGCUAUCGCAGAGGGCCCCCACGUCCUCGCCCUGCCCCGGUGGCUGGAGAGGCUGAAAAAGAGAACCAGCAUGAGGCCAGUGCUAUGAGUCAGCAGCCACUUCGCCGUGGGUAUCGGCGCCCGUAUAACUACCGGCGUCGACCUCGUCCACCCAAUGCUCCAGCUCAGGAUGGGAAAGAGACAAAGGUGACUGAAACAUCUGCUGAAAAUUCUGCUUCAGUGACCGAGCAGAGUGGUGCUGAGUAAUGUCUGGCUCCUCAGGCACCUUUACCAUCCCUCAGGUGUCCUAAAAUGCAACUAAAAACAUAACACCAAAGAAACAUUCAAGCAAUAAAACAUCAACAAUGAUGAGAAAGCAAAGAUUCAAAACAUUAGAACUUGAGAAAACUUACCAGCAGCUGAGAUCCAGGGAAUGCCUGCAAGAUAGAUGCAUGAAGAAAGAGCAAGAUUCAGAAAGAGCAACCUCCCCAGUUUCAACAGCAACUGUGGGGUUUUUUGAUUUUGGGUUUUCUUAAAAUUUCACUGUUUUGCUAGCAUUGAAUUUUUCAACUCUUCUUUUGGAGUCAAACUGAAAAGGGAAAAAACCCAACUGAAGAACUGAAAUUAAAAUCAAAUGCUUUUUUUAUUGGAUGCUGGUGCUAAACCUCCCAGGUGUGAUUUUUUUUUUUCUGUGCCAGUCCUGUUCACUGCAGGACAUGAGGAGGAGAAACUUCUGCUUUCCUUGGUGAGAUCUAUUUGAAACUGCAGCAUGGGUGAUGUUCCUCACAAAUAAAAGUGAUUUCAACUACAAAAAAGCAAACUA
This is a messenger RNA of Dromaius novaehollandiae (emu), 1530 nucleotides long. It is a transcript of the gene YBX3, whose product is annotated as Y-box binding protein 3. The coding region runs from base 114 to 974 and encodes 286 amino acids. Gene Ontology annotation, cellular component: nucleus. The transcript is spliced from 9 exons. Lineage: Eukaryota; Metazoa; Chordata; Aves; Casuariiformes; Dromaiidae. Gene Ontology annotation, biological process: regulation of gene expression. Gene Ontology annotation, molecular function: nucleic acid binding. The record is from RefSeq and is a predicted model, not a curated record.